UUAAAAGGUACCAAGGACUCUCCUAGCCCACCGGUGUGGGAUUCUUUGGCAUUCCUACCGAAGAGGCGGGUUUAAGAGUCGCGGGUUUGACCGGCUCGAGGGGCUGAAAGGCCCAUACCUAACACAUUUUCAUCUGAAAUUUUAGAUUGCGUAAACUAGACUUAAUGUAGAAGAUGCUCAAAAAAAUUCAUCACAAAAUUCCAUUGGUAACCGCCCCAAAUGGCGAAGGACGGACAUAGCCUCCUAUAAAAGGGGUGAUUUGCACUUUUUCGGUUAGUUCGAGGGCUUAUUUGCCCCUUUUCCCAACUUUUUUGAACGGGUUUGAGCUUCAUUUCGGAUCUCAUGAGUCAAACUUCAUAUCUUACGGUUAUCGAGCUGAACACGAGACUCAUUUGUAAAACUCGUCAAACUUCGAGCUCAAACCUUAACAUCAUUAUUACUGAAUCCAGUCGAACUCUAGCUUUGGAUGUUCGUCUCGGUUUGACUCGUUAACGGCCCUAGCUUAGGGUACUAUGUGAUACGUUAGGUCAUUAAGUACUUGUGUGGUUGGUUGUAGGGGCCGUUUCUUCCGGCUCAGGUCUCUGAUGAUACGUUAGGUCAUUAAGUACUUGUGUUCAUAAGUUUUAUUAUGUGUAUUCUUGGGUGAUUGCUUGAAGACUAAUGAUAAAGGGUUUUCAAAGGCCUUCUUUGUAUUUCCUAGAACAUGUCUACAUUGUUUUCAUUAUUUUCCUGAUCACGAAUGAAUGCUUUUGUUGUCUUAAGGGCUUGAACUUGCUUGUUUUUCCUUCCAUUGUUAGAGCUAUUGGUCGUGUUAGUGCCCCAACAGGUGUUGGCGGCUAGAGGAAGGGGCUGACUAAAUUAAGCUCAGCACACAAAGGAAUUUCCACCGUCAAUGAAAGGUGUAUCAAGGAAAGUAUCAGACUAUAUUCAGUUACUUCACACUGAUACAUUAGUUAAAGAGGUAAGCUUUGUUUUUUUUGCUAAUGACGUCUACUUGAUGGUAUACUAUUGGAAAUAAUUCUAGCACGAUUUCACAUGCAGGUGAUGGUCUCGUUUUUUCAGGUUUAAUUUUGGGGAUAUACAAUCUUUUGAAUGAUGCAUCUGAACUAGAUCACAUUAUGAAAAAGAACGUUUUCUUAUGCAGUGGGACGGUUAAAGAGAAAUUUCUGAAUAUGUUCUUUUCUAAAAAGUGUUGUAUCAUUUUAUUGCUUUUUAUGAUGACACAAGUGAUUCUAACUCUGUAAAGGGUAACAUUUGAUGAUUUUCUAUUCAUCUUUUCAGCAGAAUUAUCAAUAUAUUAUUUUUGAAAUUUGACAAAAGUGCUUUUACCUGUUCCAAGUCAUCCCAAAUGGGCUCUGGCUACUUUUAGAUAUGACUAUUUUAGUAACUUUCACGAGACACCAUCCUUCAAUUCUUGCUUCUUUUUGUUUUACUAUUUCAUUGUCUUGUUGUAAUCACCGAUCCCUGUGCCAGGGUUGGGAUGAUCCGUAUGUUCCACAAACACAUGAGGGUCUCUUGAAGUGGAAAUACCCAGAAAUGAACUCAGUUGAUCCCCUGAUUGAGAUACGUGAUGAGCGUGAGUUACUUUAUCUUAACGAAGAAAAGAAACCGAAACUAAUGGAAGGGAGUAGGGUUGUUUUCCAACUGAUGAGCUUACCUUCUCUAGGAAACAUGCAUGAUGAGAUGGAUUUCAAGUUCUUGAGAGAUUCUUGCAGAUUCUCUAUGGAUAACAUUCCGAUAAGAGUGUUCACCAACAACAAAGCGAUGGGUGUGCCGUUCCCAAAUAAUCAGUCGAUGAAGGUGUACGCCAGCCUGUGGAAUGCAGAUGAAUCUGCAACGCAGGGUGGUCUGGACAAAAUAGACUGUUCAAAGGCUCUAUUUUCGGCGUCAUACAUGGACUUCAAAGCCAAUGCUUGUUUCUGAUCUUGUCAGUCGUCGAGUUGCAGUUUGACACAGUCAACAUCAAUGGCGUCCAGGAUUUGCAAGUCAAGAUCUUGAUGCCAAGAGCAGAAACAGGCUCUGAUGGGUGCAACAGAAGUUAAUGAUUUACAAUUAAUGUAUUGAUUUGGAGAAGUUCACACAGUCUUCCUCCCAAAUGCAAGAUCCAGAGGUUCUGAUGUUCAUUUCUAGUUAAGUUAGGUUUAUGAUCUGCUUAUGAUCUGCUAGCUCGAUAUGUUCUUUCGUAAUGUGGAUUUAAUUUAGU
Cuscuta europaea is the source of this 2203-nucleotide messenger RNA. NCBI's taxonomy places the organism in Eukaryota, Viridiplantae, Streptophyta, Magnoliopsida, Solanales, Convolvulaceae. The record is from the annotation of a GenBank genome assembly.